Messenger RNA from Paramecium pentaurelia, 358 nucleotides. The record is from the annotation of a GenBank genome assembly. Lineage: Eukaryota; Ciliophora; Oligohymenophorea; Peniculida; Parameciidae.
AUGAUUCAAUUUAAACCAGAUAUGUUCUAACUUAUAAAUCAAUGGGGAUUAGAAUAACAUUAAAAAAAGAAUCUGAAGUCUUCUCAAAAGAUUAAUUUAAAAACAACUAAAAUAAUUGAAGAACAACUUAAAUAGAGUAUGGAAAUUGAAAAACAAAAAUUGAUACCUCAUAAGGAGAGAAGUUCAGAAAAGGGUUAUGUAAAAUUAUUUAAGAAAUAAUGAAGGAACAAUAGAAUUUUUGAUAUAUACACAUGAUGAAUGUAUUGAAAGAUUGGUUACUUUGGAAGAAGAUAAAAAUAGAAUACCUAUAGUUUUAUGUGAUUAUCUUUUAUAAAAGAUUAAGUUUGGUAGAAAAUGA